UAAUUCCUAAAGCAGUUUCUAAAAUACGUUGCGAUCAUAAGCACUAAGUCAUGUAAUAAUUGAAUUCUUACUUAUAUGUGUUUAAUGCUUUUAUGUGUUUAAUGCUUAGCUUUGUGUGUUUAAUUUUAAAUUUUGGCUUUAAAUUUGAAAAAAGUAAUAAGAUUUUUUUGUUUUUUACAAAUUACCGAUGGAGAUGGAUAAAGAUAAACAGAAAGGCCUUGAUUGGUUUGUUAAUUUAAAUUCAGAGCUAAGGCGUGAAAAUCAGGAAUUAAAUUUUAAAAAUAAAAAACUAGAAACAGAGUUAUUUUUCUAUAAAAAAAGUUCAGAAGAAUCAAAAGAAACAAUUUCGAGGAUAUUAAAGAAAAACGAUUCUAAUGAAAUGAGCUAUAUAUUUUUAAAUGAAUCAGCAAGAAAAUUUCUAAAAUACUUAUCUGAAGAAAGCUGUAAGAUGAAAGAAAUCAUUAAAAACAAAGAUAUCUCCUUAAAUGUUUCUAGUUUCAUUGAACAAAAAAUAAAAAUUGAGGAUUUGCAAAACCAGAUUGAUAGUCGGAAUAUUGAAAUCAGUACUCUUAAAAAACAAGUUGAAAACAAUAAUGAAGUUAGUAGUCUUUACUCAAAAAUAUCUUCUUUGAGCAUCGAGAACUUUAAUUUAAAAAUAGAAUUGUUAAGUAAACAAAAUGCUAUGGACUAUUUACAGACAUCUUUAAAAGGGUUUCAAAGUAACCUUGUUAAAAUUUUUUGCGAUUUGUACAAAGUAUAUGGCAACACCUUAUUAAAUAAGUUAAAAAGUGAUUUGAUAUUUUCUGAAUGUCUUGUACCAGAAUUCUCCUUUGAUGAUAAUAAAAAUCAAAAUUUGAAUGAUGAACUUAAUCAAUGCAAAAAAGUCAUUAAAGAUUUAUCAAAUCAGAUAAAUCUUUUAAAAGAUGAACUUAAUCAACACAAAAAAGUCAUUGAAGAUUUAUCAAAUGAUAAAAAAGAAAAUGAGCAAACAUUGAACGCUGUUCUUAAUGAAAUUGGUAAUCAAAAAGUUUUGAACAACAAAAUACAAGAGUUGGAGCGUCAGUUAUUUUUUGCAAACAAAGAUAAAGAAUCUAAAAUCCAAGAAUUUUCGAACACCAAAAUACCAGAGUUAGAGCGUCAGUUAAAAUUAGAAAUUGAAGGAAAAAAUUUUUUUAAAGAAAGAUGUGCUGAAUUGAAUAAAAAAUUGGAAGCUAAUCAAACACCGGUUCAUUCUAAUUAUAUACCAAAGUUUUCACAAGAACCUUUUGCAUUAUCUCCUUUAAACCCAAACAAUUUUCAACGAAGUACUUUAGUGUGUGAUGGUGGAACUGUUGUAAGAGAUGGUGCUAAAAGUGCUGAAAAACAAACAAAAAACCAAUCACUUCACUUAAGCAUUUCUGAUUCUAAAUUUGACAUAUACAGACCAAAAGAUCUGAGUCAUGAAGUUGUCAAAGGUCAGCGAGAUGUAAAAUUUACUCCAACAUCUCCACAGAAACAGGAGUGUGUAUAUUGUUGCGAACGUCAUCCAUUAGAUGAGUUAGAAGCACAUCAGAAGCUAUGUGAAAGCCGAUUUGAUUGAAAUCUAGUGAAAAAUGUUCUUCAUGCUUUACUGGAUAUGUUUGACCAUUGAAUGAAAACUGCUGUACAUGUGAAAGUUGGUGUUUUUGAUUGGUCUGAGUCAAAUAGAUUUUUAAAGCAAGCAGAGACUUCAUUACUAAGCAUCUGCAUCUUCUCGCAUACUCUCGGAAGUUCGGUUUGACACAAUAAAAAACAAUAAUUUUUUUGUUGCGUGUCGUAUUUACUAAACAAAAAAAUAUCAUAUUGUUUUGUAUCGUAUUUUUACGAAACAAGUAAAGCUUGUUUCGUUUUGUGCUUUAUUUUUAUGAAACAAGAAAAUUUUGUUUUGUUUUGUAUCAGUUUUUAUGGAACAUUUCAUAAUUCCCCCGCCCAAAACAGAUAUUCCCACACCCCCGAGCAAUACAUGAGCUUUAACAUUCAAGUAGAAUAAAUGUGCAUUUAAUACUAACUUAAUGUUUCAUAAAUAAAAGUUUAACUGAAAAGUUUAACUUUAAUUCGUUUCC
Hydra vulgaris (swiftwater hydra) is the source of this 2081-nucleotide messenger RNA. Its product is annotated as putative leucine-rich repeat-containing protein DDB_G0290503. The record is from RefSeq and is a predicted model, not a curated record. Lineage: Eukaryota; Metazoa; Cnidaria; Hydrozoa; Anthoathecata; Hydridae.